Molecule: messenger RNA, 3070 nt
Organism: Diospyros lotus (date-plum)
Lineage: Eukaryota; Viridiplantae; Streptophyta; Magnoliopsida; Ericales; Ebenaceae
Exons: 15
Coding region: 439-2823 (794 amino acids)
Biological process (GO): RNA polymerase III preinitiation complex assembly
Cellular component (GO): transcription factor TFIIIB complex
Molecular function (GO): TFIIIC-class transcription factor complex binding
Source: RefSeq, a predicted model, not a curated record
CCGUUCUCCCUCAUUCCCCAGCCGCCGCCCACCCCCCUGGCCUUCUCCCUCUCUUGCUUCGCUCGCUGCCGCCGCUUCUCCCUCUCCGGCCUCCUUGCCUCCGUCGGACGACUCGGAUCGUCGCUGCCUCGCUCGCCCUCCUCGGUCGCAACUCGCUCUGGCUCCUCGCUCGUCGGCGCCGACUCGGCCUCGCCCUUACUCUCGCCGCCUCGCCAGUCGCCCCCCUCGCCCUCGGUCGUCGCUCGCCCUCGCCGGCCGCCGGCUCUCCCCUCGUUCUCUCGCUUGCUGCCUCUCUACCUUUCUCGACUCUCUCGCUGACUUUGUAAGGAGGCGGAAAUGAAUAUACGAGUGGAACGAUCCAACAUUUGGAUGCUAUGAAGUGUGACAGCUUGGGAGAUUGACACUCAAGCUGCUGGAAAUCAGUAUGAACCAAUCCUGAUGACAAAUGAUUUGGAUCCUUUGGAUGACAUUUUCCUUGAGCGUGCUGCUAAUAAUGCUAGGGCCGGUGGCAAGUUUCAACCUAAAACCAAACCCCGCCCAAGAAAGCAAUCAUCUGCCCCAGUUCCUUCUGCACGGUCUUUUCAGGUUGCUGAUGUUGCAGACAAUGAAUUGGCUGCUGUGGUGGGCCCAUCAUUGGUUAGUCCUGAGGAAUUGAAAAAUAAUGAAGAAUCUGCUCCUGUAGUUCAUUCCUCUCUGUUAGUGAGCUCUUCGUUUGAACAUGUUGUAAUUGGAGAGAGAUUGGGGAAUAAUGUUAGUCUGCAUUCUGAUGUCUUGUUACCUGACAAUAAUGGAAGUUGGCGUCCAGCCACAGGGAAAUUGGCAGGAGAGAGUGCAGACAUCUUUUUUGGACUGGAAUCUCUUGAUGAUUUUUAUUCUCAAUCAACAACUGCUACAGUCAGUAUGUUAUCUAUUCUAUUAGCAGUCAGUGCUGUGAGUAGAUCUCCACACCGGGUAGACCCGAGUGUCCAACUAGGAAAUGAGUUUGUGGCACCGUCCCCUGUAGAUAAUGAUGCAGAAGGUUCUCUUGCACCUUUGGAGAUGCUGCCCACUGUUCAUGCUUCUGAUACAAGGAAUGCUGCAAGUGGAGCUGUUACCCCAUCUUUUGUUUCAUCUCUUGAUGACUCAACUGUUAGGGCAUCUAAUACUUUCUCACCUAAUACAAAUCCUGAAGUUGCUAUUCCACAAGAUCCCUUAACCCAUGGGGAACCUUUGCUUUCUAAUUCUGAUGGAGGUUUGCACAUUGAUACUGCGGGGGUGGAGAUGGAGGAAUUAGAUUAUGUUCCUCGCUCAGAAAACUUAGAUAAUCUAUAUGAGUUAACUGAAGCAUCUGGACAGCAGACUGGCAAAUUCCUUCCCAAGCCCAAGUUUCAAAUUGGUUUAAUAGAGGAACCUGGUUCUAACACAUCUUAUACUGAUGGGGUUGAGUCUCUUCCAUGUUUUCAAGAUGAUCUGUCCAUUCCUUCUGAAGGUGAAUGCAUUAAGGAAGGCUCUAUCCCUGCAUUUCAACCAAAUCAUGAUCUUGAUUUCCCAUCCUUGGGGUUUGGUGAUUCUACUUAUGAACUUCCUGAGAAUGAAAAACCAACAGAUCACAUGGAGGCUUCUAGUUCAGAUGCUUCUGUCCCUGGAGAAAAUCCUGAGGAUGUUCCUGAACUUGCAGAUAAGAGUGAGAAGGGUCAAGAAGGAAAAGGUCCUAUGAUAUCAGAUGAAUCUCCAGAAAGGCAAAAUGAUUUGAUAUCUGGUCAGGGGAAUGAAUCUGGCAGGGCAACACGGAAGCCAAGAAAACAUAUUAAUGCAUGUGAACUUGUUGAUGAAGAUGAAGAAGCAGAUGAUGAUUGUAACUUUGCAUAUAAAUGUAACAAUGGUUCUCAUGUAGAUGGAGAUUGUAAUAAUGAUGGUGAAUGUGAAGUAGCAAAUGAAACUAGAAAAAAUGGAAGAGCACUGCGGAAGACCAAGAAAUCAGUAUCUCAGAAACAAAAACCAGUUAAGAAGCGCAAGAAGGUGAAUAAAGUAGCGGAUCUGGAAACUAAAGAGCCUCCUAAAAAAUUUUCUCACUCUACUCGCCGGAGGAGAAGACUAGUGGACAGGACUUUGCUUGAGACCCCAGAGGAUGAAAUUGAUGUUCAGAAAUUGCAGAUUAGAGAUCUAAUAUUGCUUGCAGAACACAGGGAGCGGAUGUCUAGCAAAGAGGGAAACACUAUGAAAGCACCUUCAACCAAUCAACGUGCCAGUAAUUCUUUUCCUGACUAUGAUGAAGAUGAGGCAUUUGCUGCAGAACAAGGAGGCUCUAGUAGUAAUCAAAACAACCCUACUGUUCAAGAAAGUACUAUCUUCACUAAUUACCAAUCUUUCACGAACAGAACACCAAGGUCAAGAUGGUCAAAACAAGAUACAGAGUUGUUUUAUAAGGCUGUGCGACAGUUUGGUUCGGAUAUAUCAAUGAUCCAACAACUUUUUCCUGAUCGGACACGCACGCAAGUUAAGUUGAAAUACAAGAAUGAAGAGCGUCAACACCCAUUGAGGCUUCAUGAAGCUCUAACUAAUCGUGCCAAAGAUCAUUCCCACUUUGAACUGGUGAUUGAGCGCUUACAACAACUUGCUGCUCAGGAAAAGCAGAGCUCCUUUAGAGAUGACUCAGUUGGCUUGACGGGCGAUGAGGAGGCAGAAAAUAACGAAGUUAAUGAAGAAGUAGCAAAACCCGAGGAGGUUGAGAAAGGAGAUGUGGAAUCUAUGGAACCUGAUGCUUCCGAAGUUCAGGAUCCUGUCAAGCCUUAUGAUAGUGAUGAUGACAUGUUCAGAUGGAGCCAAUAUAAGAGUGAAUUGUAAUGUUGACAAAGACAGUGACUUAUGGCUGUGCCAUAGGCUUGAAAAUUUUCAGUUGCCUUCACUACCCAUUACUGUGAGUAGUUCUUCAGUGAAUUAAUCUUAAACUUUAAUAAUUCAUCAUAUGGUUCUCCAAAGAGCUGUGUUAUGGAAAAUCCUGAGUUUCUGAUGGUUCCCCAAUUGUUCUAGCUUCUGUAUGAGAUCCAAAUGGAGACUUUAAUUAAUUAAAAGAUCUAUUCUCCCCCUUCCA